AUGUGCUGGCACAAAAGAAUCAUCUUCAGCGUCUGCUACCACUCGCGCUGGGGACCAGAGACGGCCAAGUGCGACGCCGAAAAGGCCUACGAGGCAGGGCUCCGUGGGGAGGGCUGCUACCAGCGCUGGUCACACCCGCGUGACGUCGUCCGCGUCGAGGUCAAGUGCCGCAAGUGUGUGCUGGACAAGCAGCGGACGGAUGAGCAGUUUGCCAGGGUGAGAGCCGUGCUUGCCUCGCUUCGUGAGGCCGUCGAUGCCGUGGCUGUCGUCCCCGAAGAGGCCGUUACCGUCUUGGGCGUUGGCGACGAUCAUGGUGCGGUUCCGCCCUUGGCUAUGGGCCGGAAUGGGCGAUUGUCAGCCUCUUCAAGUUCUGGCAGCUCAGCCAGCGGGCUUGAUUUGAAUGUCGAGAAGGGUGAAAAUAUUUCUCUUCCGAGUGAAUGGACUGGUCGCCCUCGCUGGAGAUCGCGACAUUACGUGCCCGUCAAGGCAGACUGCGAAAUAUUCUAG
Molecule: messenger RNA, 507 nt
Organism: Pyricularia pennisetigena
Lineage: Eukaryota; Fungi; Ascomycota; Sordariomycetes; Magnaporthales; Pyriculariaceae
Exons: 2
Coding region: 1-507 (168 amino acids)
Source: RefSeq, a predicted model, not a curated record